This is a messenger RNA of Rasamsonia emersonii CBS 393.64, 687 nucleotides long. RefSeq lists its product as uncharacterized. Bases 1 to 687 code for a protein of 228 amino acids. The record is from RefSeq and is a predicted model, not a curated record. The transcript is spliced from 5 exons. NCBI's taxonomy places the organism in Eukaryota, Fungi, Ascomycota, Eurotiomycetes, Eurotiales, Trichocomaceae.
AUGGUGGCAAUAAAUGAGGAUGCUCUGCAGACUAAAUACCUGGGAGAAGAACUGGAACUUCAUUUUCAUGUUCCGCAGAGACAUGCUGAGCCACAAUUGGCGGGUCUUAAGGCAGCAACAGAAGAGGCUGUGCGAAUCUGGAAGACCAAAGUUGAACCUAAUCACUCUAGUCGCGCGACCGUCGCACAGCGAUCACCCCACUCACCCGCCAUCGGUCGACAGGGUGCUCGUAGAUUUUUGCUCGGUAGGAUAAUAGAUGACGUCUGGACCAACCAACCUCGCGAUGACAACGACAAUGACAAACGCAUCCCGCCUAUCCGCACCGUCUGGGAGAAGAGUUUCCCCCUGGGCGUGAGCUUGGUUCUCAGCCAGGGCGCUGGCAGUCUCAUCGGCGGAAUAGCGGGAUAUCUACUGUCGCGGAGGAAAGAUAAUACUAAGGCAGCAGCGGGAUGGCUCUACGUCGCAGGAACGGUAUUCUCCAUGGCGCAUUUCGUGCUUGUUCCUUGGAUCAUCGCCGCCAUCCGCCCCAUUGUCGAACCGGAUUCGCCUGAAGGAAAGAAGGCCGCCAGGAACGGCAACCGGGACAACCUCCGCCAGUGGCUUCGGGUCCAUGCGGUGCGCACGCUCGUCUCUGAUAUUCCUGCUUUCUUGUCUUUUCUCGGUGCGACGGCGGCGUAUUUCAGUUGA